Nezara viridula (southern green stink bug) is the source of this 1319-nucleotide messenger RNA. The record is from the annotation of a GenBank genome assembly. Lineage: Eukaryota; Metazoa; Arthropoda; Insecta; Hemiptera; Pentatomidae.
CCAGAACCUAGCAAUACUCCAUUGAUAAAUGAACCCUGCGAGUAUGAAUUGAGUUACCCAAACUGAAGACAGAUACCGAGCCUAGCUGAAUGGCGACGAGGUAGAUUGACCCCUGACCGACCAAUUAAGAGCCCACAUCGGCCCACUAAUUGCUGCAGUCCGCCAUGUUCGACAGCCCGUGGAACAGCUCAUACCGGCUCGGGUUCGAUUCCCGCUACACCCAGGACUGCACCUUCUUCUUCACCUUCUACAGCCAGUUCGGGCUGCGGGCGGUCGAGGCCCGGCUGGAGGCCGCGGGUCUCCUCGCGGUGCUCUUCGUCUCGGUCCUCACCAACUCCUUCCUCAUCGCGGCCCUCCUCAAGGCCAGGAACAAGACGGUCACCAACUGCUUCCUCAUGAGCCUCUGCUUCGCCGACUCGCUCUUCGCCCUCGGGAUACCCGCUGUGGUGGCGGCCAGGCUCAACCCGGAGUGGGCCAUUGGAGAUUUUCUCUGCCGGCUCCUUCCUUACUCCCAGCUGGUGUGCGGGUUCACGGUGCUGUGGAGCCUCACCUUCAUCAGCGUGGAGAGGUACAGGUGCCUCACACUGGACCCCAGAUUGAAGCUGUCAGUGUCUUCGGCGGGGCUGGUUGUCCUCACCAUGUGGCUGGUGGCCAUGCUGCUCUUCUCGCCCAUUCUCUUCUGGUUCCACCACGAGGAGGACCUUAGCAUCUGCACCAUCAUGUUCCCGAGGGCUCCGCCGGUCAAAGUGUCGCUCCUCUUCACCGUCGUAGUGACCAUAUUCGUCUGUCUGCUUCCGAUGGCCAUUCUCGUCUUCAAUUAUCAAAGGAUUUUCAUGAAAAUGAUUGAAACGAGACAGCGAUGGUCAACACCCUGCGUGCAGACCUCUUCGCUCACCCGCCAGGAACAGCAGAGGAUGCAGAAGCACAUCCGGGUGAUGCGGAUAUCCUUGAUGAACAUGGCGGUCGUCCUGCUGAUGUGGCUGCCCAUCACGGUGGUCCUCUGCCUGAUUUACAUUGAUGGGGACAGGCCCCUCGAAGACACGGGUUUCUUCCUUCGGUCUCACCACUUCUUGGCCGCCCUAACCAUAGCUCUUCUCAAUACUGCCAUUAACCCAAUCCUCACUGGUGCCAUCAAGUUCGCCUGCUGCAGGUCGGACACACAGGGGCCACCAUCCCUAUCCAGGCUUAUUAGAAUAGGAUCAUCAGUCAAUUGAUUAUUAUCUUGCAUAAAUAUGUAAUUAGCUAUUAGUUGUAUUGAGGAAAAGACUGAUAAAUAAACAGGAAAUAUUUUUUAAAAUAACUGUAACUAUUUUUUUUUU